Hibiscus syriacus is the source of this 1556-nucleotide messenger RNA. Its product is annotated as actin-histidine N-methyltransferase. The record is from RefSeq and is a predicted model, not a curated record. Bases 29 to 1447 code for a protein of 472 amino acids. The transcript is spliced from 5 exons. NCBI's taxonomy places the organism in Eukaryota, Viridiplantae, Streptophyta, Magnoliopsida, Malvales, Malvaceae. Gene Ontology annotation, molecular function: protein binding; protein-lysine N-methyltransferase activity. Gene Ontology annotation, biological process: peptidyl-lysine monomethylation.
AACAUUUUACAUUUAGAAGUUGGAACACAUGGCUGCUUCUAAGCUGCUUAUCCCCACUCUCGCCCACUUCCGCCCACUAACAUGCGCCGCCGCCUCAUACUCAGCGCGGCUGGUUCCUCAACCACCGGACCUCCUCAAGUGGGUCAAGAGGGAAGGUGGGUUCGUGCACGAGGCAGUGACGAUAGCGCAGGAUACCACCUACGGGCUAGGCCUCGUCGCCUCUGGGGAAAUCCCCAGAGGCUCUGAUCUUAUCGUCCUCCCUCAUCACGUUCCUUUGAAGUUCCAUUCAGACAAAGAAGACGCGGCUGACUCUGUCUUGCUCCAUUUGUCUAACCAAGUUCCCGAGGAACUAUGGGCAAUGAAGUUGGGUCUGAAGCUUCUACAAGAAAGAGCAAAGGUUGGAUCCUUUUGGUUGCCCUACAUCGGCAAUCUCCCGGAAACUUACACUGUACCAAUCUUCUUUGCUGGAGAGGAUAUAAAGAACUUGCAAUAUGCUCCUCUUCUUUACCAGGUGAACAAAAGGUGCCGUUUUCUUCUGGAGUUUGAGCAAGAAGUAAAAAAUGUUCUUAAAAAGCUCAAACCAAGUGAACAUCCUUUCAGUGGCCAAGAUGUAGAUGCAUCGUCCCUUGGAUGGGCAAUGUCAGCAGCCUCAUCCAGGGCAUUUCGAUUACAUGGGAAAAAGCUUACCGAUGGAACCCACAGUGAUAUCCCAAUGAUGCUCCCUCUGAUCGAUAUGUGCAACCAUAGCUUCAACCCAAAUGCCCGGAUUUUGCAAGAACAAAAUUCUGGGAAUCCAAAUAUGCUAAUAAAGGUUGUAGCUGAAAAGGAGAUCAAACAAAGUGAUCCUUUACUUCUGAAUUAUGGCCGUCUUAGCAAUGAUUUUUUCCUUCUGGAUUAUGGAUUUGUUAUACAGUCAAAUCCGUAUGACCAUAUUGAGCUCAAAUACAAUGGGGCUCUUAUGGAUGCUGCAAGUAUGGCGGCGGGUGUUUCUUCACCCAAUUUCUCAUCACCAGCUCCAUGGCAACAAGAAGUUCUGUCUCAGCUUAAUUUAUUUGGGGAAGCUCCAAAUCUCAAGGUAACCAUAGGAGGUCCUGAUUUGGUAGAGGGGCGCUUAUUGGUUGCUUUACGAGUUCUACUAUCGAAUGACAUAGAAACGGUGCAGGGGUACGAUUUUCGUGUCCUAAAAUCUUUAUCAGCUGAAGCUCCCCUAGGAGUUGCGAAUGAAGUAGCUGUGUUUCGUACCAUUAUUGCACUCUGCGUGAUUGCACUGGGACACUUCCCAACAAAGAUAAUGGACGACGAGUCUCUGCUAAAACAAGGCGUUUCCGUUUCAACCGAGUUGGCAUUACAGUUCCGGAUGCAGAAGAAAUCCUUGAUUAUAGAAGUUAUGAGAGAUCUCACCAAAAGAGUAAAGUUUCUUUUAUCAAAGGAGACAAGUACUGCAUGAGGCUAAAUUUCUUAUGGUGUAGCAUCAUUCAACAGCACCUUGCUCCUCCUUUGACACCUUCUUCUGGUUAUAAGGUUCUCUGCUGGAUUUAGCAAUUUAACUUUUUACA